Messenger RNA from Closterium sp. NIES-67, 2380 nucleotides. The record is from the annotation of a GenBank genome assembly. NCBI's taxonomy places the organism in Eukaryota, Viridiplantae, Streptophyta, Zygnematophyceae, Desmidiales, Closteriaceae.
ACCUGUGUGGAAGCGAACUUGGAAGUCUCAGUCAAGAUUGGCCACGACGGGUGGUCCUCCCUGCUGUCAGACUUCUGACAUGUCCUGUCCUGUCUCCUGAGAGACUGGCUUUAGGAGCUUGAGUCAAUCAAGCUGAGCCAACGGACGGAGCCCAUCCAAUAGCUACUCUGGAAUGACUCGCAUCGUUCAUUCCACUGAGGUUUCGCGAAUAUAGCAAUGAGGCCUAGUCACCUGUCAGGCUCUUGAUUCAAUUCGCCAAAUGCGGUAAUUGGUAACCAGCCAUUCACUCCCUGAAUGUCCGCGCUCCGCCGCGUCUUUUAGGGAAGUCUUCCUGGUUCGCCACGUCAGCAGGUAAUCCCACGCUGACGAUCCCGGAUCCCAGGCCCCAAUGACAGAUCAACUUCGCCGCAUUAGUCAGACGCUAGAUGUAACGCGCGGAUCCACCUGAUGCAGUACGCACUGCGCUUCUGACGGACGGCUCCCGCGAAGGGCGGAGUAGCCGCCGAAUCCAUCCGUCCAUCCAUCCAUUUGUCGAUCCAUCCACCCAUCCAUCAAGCAGCCAGUCAGUCACGACAGAUUAGAUUCGGAAGGACCCGGUUUUGUUGGCGAUUUCCCGCUGGGAGCGACGCAGCACCCCAGCGGCAUCAUGAUGACCCGGGAUCCCGGGCGCGCGCCGCGCUGCAGUGUGGGCGUGGUGGUGGCGUCCGCGUUAGUAGCCGUCUUCCUGGGGUGCAGCUUCGUGACGUGGAUCCGUGACGUCAGCCAGGACAGCACGGUGCGGCGGAUGAUCGAGGCGCACGUGCGCGAGCAGCAGCGCGUGGCGGCAUUGUACGAAGACCACAUCGCAGCCGUGUACCCCCUCGUGUCCACCUUCUCGCACCCCACGCGACGCAGCACGCCCCCCCGGCGAGCGUGGGUGGAGCGCAUGGGGCACAGGGGCCCCGCGCACGUGUGCCAGUACGCGGAGGCAGAGGUGCGCGAGGCGCUGGCGCGGCCGCACAGCUGCGGACCGGGGGAGGCGCGGUACUUCUACGCGGGCGUGUGGAUGACCUGGGAGUUCCUGAGAUACGAGGCGAUGGUGUGUGUGAUGGCGUGCUCGUACCGCGAGGUGCUGCAGUGCUCUAAAGCCCGGCCCUGCAUCCAUGCCUUUCACCUGAGACGAUCAGAGUCAGAUCUAGCGACGCUGCACCGGCUGUACGACGGGGACCCCCUGCCGGUGCUGCAGCCAGACCUGGGGGUGCGCACCGUGCUCGAUGCCGGAGCUGGCGCCGGCAUCCUCUCCGUCCUCCUCGCCUGCAUGUACCCAACAGCAGUAUUGGUGGCCACAGAAGCCUCCGAGUCUGGCUUCCGCGCGCUCUCCCUCAACACGGCGCCUUACGAUAACGCCAUUGCGCUGAGGGCGGCGCUGUGGUCGCACGUGACGUCCCUCGUGCUGCGGGUGGAAGCGGGCUGCUCGCGAUUCAUCGAAGUGGAGCAGCAUGCCGCGGGCUCUCUCCUCAACGCAUCCUCAUCAGCAGCAGUCACCGGGCUAUCGGGCUCGUUCCUCCUCCAAUUCCUGGGGCUGCGGCGCUUCGACGUGGUGCGCAUCAACAUGGAGGGCAAUGCGCGCGUGCUGCUCAACCUGCACGCGCCGCACGACUCCAUGUGGCUCCUCGCAGGGCCCCGCCUCGUCGCCUUCGACUCGCGCCCCGAGAUCCUCGCGCUCACCCUCCCUGCCGAUGCCUCCCAAUCCUCGCCCGCUGCUGCUGCACGCCCCCUCGUUGCGGCGUUUUACGGGGCGCAGUCCCCCCCAGCGUAUCAAGAGGUGAAGGAGGGGAUCGGAGCAGAGUACAUAGUGUUUCGGAGACGGACCAGCGGAUGAGCAGUCACGUUCCAUAGUGUCACGUGACUUACUAUAGUGUCACGAACCAGAGUCUCACAUACCAUUGGUGCCUUUGGUCCUCUUGGUAGUGUCACCUUGGUGGGAGUGGCAAGGCAUGGUGUGGUGACCAGCAUGGCAAGCAGCAUGGGAUGGGGCGUAGGAUGGGAUGGAGACAGUAGGGGCGGAUGGCACACCGGUUGGCCCCCUGUGCGCCGGGCUCGCACAUGGUGUGCAUGCCGUGUCAUGCCGUGUCAUGCAUAGCGCUGCCAGCAGUGGAUGAAACCGAGAUGCCGUGCUGCAGAGCUCCCAUUCAGACCGGAUCUGAUUAUUGGAGGCUUCGUCGUGGCUGUGGUGUGUUGCCCUGCUUGCGUGUUGCUCACUCUCUAGCAAAGGCUAGUUAGGUAUGGUGGCUCUCUGAACACGAGUGUUGCUUGCGCAAGGGACUACGAUGCCCACCUGCCAGCCGGCCCAUGCAAUCUGCUCUGGCAACAGAACAAGUAUUUCUGAUUCCUGAUCUGG